GCCUCAUUUUCCUCUCCACUUCCUUGUGGACGGACGGAGUGCUGUGCUGCCCUGUCCUCUUCCCAGCCAAGCCAGCUCAAGCAGUUGCGAAUCAGAGAAGUCACCGGGCACCGGCCAUUCUCCCUGGCUCUCCUGCAGUCCUCCCUUCUCCGGGCCCCAAGAGAUCAAAAGCCCACGUGAGAGGGGCUUUUGAUUCAUCAUGGCGAUGAUGGUGGCUGAUCUUAGCUUUUCAGCAUCUAUAUCUGGUGUGAGGCUACCAAGGUAUGGGAAUGACUCUUCCUUGGUUAAUAAGAGAUCCUCAAUGUUCCGAGCAGAAGCUCGGUCCACAGAAUCAGAGAAAUAUGGCACCAAUGGCCGGUCCAGAAAGAUGGUCCCGACAAACGAAUUGGUGAGGAACAAGGGUGGCGCCCGUGCAAGAACAGAUACAGUUAAUGGUUCUCUGAAUGGUGCUGUCAAUGGCUCGACCAAGGCAGUCAUCAACGGUUCUACGAACGGUGCUGUCAACGGUUCUACGAAUGGUGCUAUCAAUGGUUUUACGAACGGUGCUGUCAACGGUUUGAGCAAAUCAGCCAUUAACGGUUCUGGGACUAGUUUGGUAAAUGGCAGCAAGAUGUCUGCUCUAGUUAAGACCCAGAAGCAAAUGAGUGCUAGAGAUGAUCCAUUUGAAGAGGAGCUCAAGGUUUUGCCCUCUGACGAGGGCUUUAGUUGGGCAAAAGCUAAUUACAACUCUGUGCAGAGGAGUAUCGAUAUCUGGUCUUUCGUGCUUUCUCUUAGAAUCCGUAUUUUAUUCGACAAUGCGAAAUGGGCCUAUGCAGGUGGAUUCUCAGAGGAAAAUCAGAAAAUCCGGAGGAGAAACACUGCUGCAUGGUUAAGAGAACAAGUAUUGCAGCUUGGCCCAACUUUUAUCAAGCUUGGACAGCUAUCAUCCACAAGAUCUGAUUUGUUUCCAAAGGAAUUCGUUGAUGAGCUUGCAAAGUUGCAGGACAGAGUACCUGCAUUUUCUCCUGAGAAGGCAAGGGCUUUCAUAGAGAAGGAAAUGGGUUGUUCAGUUGAUAUCGCAUUCAAAGAAUUUGAGGAUCGUCCAAUAGCUGCUGCUAGUCUUGGUCAGGUGCAUCGCGCGGUGCUUCAUAACGGAGAGAAAGUUGCAGUGAAAGUUCAGCGACCAGGGCUCAAGAAACUUUUUGACAUCGACCUAAGGAAUCUAAAGCUAGUAGCUGAAUAUUUCCAGAGAAGUGAAAAAUUCGGAGGUCCUUCAAGGGACUGGAUUGGUAUUUAUGAUGAAUGUUCCAAAAUUUUGUAUGAAGAAAUUGAUUACAUCAAUGAAGGAAAGAAUGCAGACAGAUUUCGUCGAGAUUUUAGAAAUAUAAAGUGGGUUCGUGUGCCGAAUAUCAUGUGGGAUUACACUACUGAAAAGGUGUUAACACUGGAGUACGCCCCUGGUAUUAAAAUAAACAACUUGGCGGUGCUAGACAGUCGGGGAUAUAGUCGUUCUCUGAUUGCAUCUCGUUCAAUAGAGUCUUACCUAAUCCAGAUACUGAAGACCGGUUUCUUCCAUGCUGAUCCUCAUCCUGGAAACCUUGCUAUAGACAAGGAUGGCUCUCUAAUAUAUUAUGAUUUUGGAAUGAUGGGUGAAAUCAAAUCAUUCACUCGAGAUAGAUUACUUGGCUUGUUCUAUGCUGUCUAUGAGAAGGAUGCAAACAAGGUUAUAAAAGCUCUAAUUGAUCUGGAAGCUCUUCAGCCAACAGGAGACCUCUCACCGGUAAGAAGGUCUGUACAGUUUUUCUUGGACAAUCUGCUAAGCCAGUCACCGGAUCAACAGCAGACUCUAGCUGCAAUUGGAGAGGACUUGUUUGCAAUUGCGCAAGAUCAACCUUUCCGUUUUCCUUCCACGUUUACGUUCGUCAUAAGAGCAUUCUCAACUCUUGAAGGCAUUGGAUACAUAUUGGAUCCUGAUUUUUCCUUUGUCAAAGUUGCUGCACCAUAUGCACAGGAACUACUAGACUUAAAAACGAGGCGGCGAGGUGGACCUGAGCUAGUACAGGAGAUAAGAAAGCAAGCAAAUGAUGCCCGUGAUUCUACGAUCUCAAUGCCCUACAGAAUCCAACGGAUUGAGGAUUUCGUAGGGCAACUUGAGUCAGGUGAUCUGAAACUCAGGGUCAGAGUACUUGAGUCCGAACGAGCUGCUCGUAAAGCGAACAUACUUCAGAUGGCGACCAUGUAUACAGCCAUGGGUGGUACACUCUUGAAUAUUGGGGUCACCAUGGGUAGUCAAGGAAACCAAAUGGUCGCAAAUGGGUCUUUCAUCGGUGCAGGUGUUUUCCUAGCAUUACUGAUAGCAUCUCUCCGUAGAGUGAAGAAACUUGACAAAUUCGAGACGAUGAUGUAAUCGCAGUGUGUCAUACUGGAGACCUUCUCUGAUGGCACGACAAACAAUACAAAUGGUUCACUUCUGUAUAGAAAUUAAUUGGGAACUGAUUACCCACUCGUAGAUAAAUAUACAUAGUUCAUGUAGGAACUACAUUCUUUCUGUAAAUGUUUGUUACAGCCUGUAAAUCUGUACAAACAGUAUACAUUCUUUUAGCAGAAAGCUAGAUCAUUCAGCAGCAAAUGAUUAAUUAAGAAAUCUGGAGAAUAGAAUUUUGUUCUUUCCUA
Messenger RNA from Lolium rigidum, 2652 nucleotides. RefSeq names its product protein ACTIVITY OF BC1 COMPLEX KINASE 7, chloroplastic. Gene Ontology annotation, biological process: regulation of response to reactive oxygen species. The transcript has 18 exons. NCBI's taxonomy places the organism in Eukaryota, Viridiplantae, Streptophyta, Magnoliopsida, Poales, Poaceae. The record is from RefSeq and is a predicted model, not a curated record. The coding region runs from base 200 to 2386 and encodes 728 amino acids.